AUGUAAAGUAAUGCUACUGAUAUCUAGCAUGACUAGCGUCUGUAAACAAUACUUGUCGUACUAUUUCAUAACGACUUUUCUUUUCUUGCGUAAUUAGUAUACAGAGUGGUGCAAUCUAACUGUAUUGUCUAUAUUUACGGGGACACUGGUGAACAUUGAAAGUUGAGUGUUGAUAUGUUAUUUCAUAUCAAAUGACAUAAGGGUGCUGAUACAACCUCGCAUGAGGAUAGGCAAUGAAGGCUUAGAAUGUGAGAGUUUGGUGAUAUAAGUAUAUUGUCAGACCAAGCAGAAGCGAUGAGUGACUCGGAUGACGACCCUCCCCAGUUGUCCGCGGCCGCCAUGGCUGCUCUACAGGAGUUCUACACGGAGCAGGCAGACGAAGACAGGAAGUUGAAGGAGGCACAGACUGGGAAGCUUGAGGACUUCACCCCACAGGAGAACUGGCAACUGAGUCAGUUCUGGUACGAUGAGGCUACUGCCACCAGACUGGCGGACGAGGCGCUGCGUGUUGUGGGCAGCACAGGGAGGAUCGCCUGUGUGAGCUCCCCGACGCUGUACAGGAAACUGAGGGACGUGAAGCCAGACAACUGCACCGUCAAGUGUUUGGAGUUUGAUGACCGCUUCCAGGUGUAUGGAGAGGACUUUCAGUUUUAUGAUUAUCGGGAACCAUUGAAACUGCCAGCAGACUGGAAGAACAGUUUUGACAUUGUGGUUGUGGAUCCGCCAUUUUUGAAUGAGGAGUGUCUGUGUAAGACUGCAAUCACUGUCCGAUUCCUGGCCAAGGACAAGAUUAUUCUCUGUACAGGUGCUGUAAUGGAGGAGGUGGUGAAAAAGCUGCUAAAUCUGAAGGUGUGUGUCUUCCAACCAAGACAUUCCAAUGCUCUGCAGAACGAGUUCCGCUGUUUCACCAACUACGACAGCGAGCUGCUUGACAAGUCAUGAUGAAGAGGCUGCUGAGUGAGAGAGAGAGAGUGAGUGAGUGUAUCCCCACCAGUAAUGUCAUCCAACCCAGACCAGUGCAUUGGUGAAUGUUGCUUAACGCUGCCCUCAGCAACAUCACGGCAGCAUGAAACUACUCCACCAAGGCAAACCAGUGACUGAAAUCAUCAGCACUGAUCACCUCCAUCAGGAUACGAUGGCCAACAAUAAGCGCAGUCAUCGAGUCUGACCACCUGAUGGGGAUACAAGCUCCGACUACUGGGUACCUAUCCUACCCAGAAUCCCCAUGGGGAGACAAACAUGGGAUACUGGGCACAAAUUCUACCCAAGUAUCCCAAUGGGGAGACAAACCUGGGCGACUGGGCACAAAUUCUUCCCGAGAAUCUCCACAGCAACAGAUAAGACACACCAGUGUCCAGUGGCAUGAGCAAUGGUUGACAUUGGUGAGAAUUGGUGACACACAGCCAACUGUUAAGUAACAAGUCUGCAGGAAAUGUUUUGUCGGCUGAUACACUAAAAGUAAUUUUUGAAUGAGAUGUAGCAGGUGUAACAUGUGUGGUAUGUAUGCUGUGUACAGUGGAAGUAAAUUGUUUCCAAUCUU
Haliotis rufescens (red abalone) is the source of this 1540-nucleotide messenger RNA. Its product is annotated as EEF1A lysine methyltransferase 1-like. The transcript has 5 exons. Gene Ontology annotation, molecular function: nucleic acid binding; protein-lysine N-methyltransferase activity. NCBI's taxonomy places the organism in Eukaryota, Metazoa, Mollusca, Gastropoda, Lepetellida, Haliotidae. The coding region runs from base 295 to 942 and encodes 215 amino acids. The record is from RefSeq and is a predicted model, not a curated record. Gene Ontology annotation, biological process: methylation.